GGCUUGACAAAAGUCUUCCGCUCGAACGCGCCCAAAGCUUCAGGACAGGACAGACCGAACUAGGCAGAAGGAGAGAGAGAGACAUACAUUUGCUACUGUUGAGAGAAAGUGCAGAUUUCGUUCGAUGGACAAACUUGAAAGGCAUACGAUAUAUUUGAAGUAUUGAGCUAGUUAGCAUCAGAUUUAACGUUAUUACGUUGACACUUCUCAAAGGAAUACAAAAAUGUCGUCGCCAAGUCCAGGCAAGAGGCGAAUGGAUACCGACGUGGUGAAACUCAUCGAGAGCAAGCAUGAGGUCACCAUCCUCAGUGGACUCAACGAAUUUGUGGUCAAGUUCUACGGCCCACAAGGAACACCGUAUGAAGGAGGUGUAUGGAAGGUACGAGUAGACCUACCGGACAAAUACCCCUUCAAGUCUCCAUCGAUAGGAUUCAUGAAUAAAAUCUUUCAUCCCAACAUUGAUGAAGCGUCAGGGACGGUGUGUCUAGAUGUCAUCAACCAGACGUGGACAGCCCUGUACGACCUGACCAACAUCUUUGAGGCGUUCCUGCCCCAGCUGCUGGCCUACCCCAACCCCAUCGAUCCUCUCAACGGAGACGCUGCCGCCAUGUACCUGCACCGGCCAGAGGACUACAAACACAAGAUCAAAGGUGAGACACACACACACACACACACACCAGAUUGCCUGUCUGACUCCCUCUCUUUUCCUUCUCUCUGUUCCAGAGUAUCUCCAGAAGUAUGCGACAGAGGAGGCUCUAAAGGAGCAGGAGGAGGGAGGCGACUCCUCGUCUGAGAGUUCAAUGUCAGACUUCUCUGAGGAUGAGGCUCAGGACAUGGAGUUGUAGUGAAGGGGAGACAACCCCCCUCCCCUCACCCACAUAGACUAUCAUGUCCUAAAGAGCAGAAACAGACUAUUAUAUACAUAUUUAAACAAGGCCAUUUUUUUUAUUACUAAACAAACGUGGAUUUGUAUGGAUUAUAUGAAUGAGAAGCGGCGGUGUGAAAUGUCAAAAUGUCACCCUCGUCUAGAUAUUAUUUAUUACUCAGUCAUAGCCCCCUCCACCAACACCUCCACACCCACAUUAUUCUCCCCUCUUACCCAGAAAGGAGUGCAGCAUUCUCAGGAUCCUAGAUUCCCUCUCCUGUGGUCUGGGUCGUAUUCUGAUUGACCGUUGACCCACUAUCUGCAGGGUAGGCAGAAUGUGGAUGUUUCCGGUUUUCAGCGAUACAGUAGUUUCAACCUAACUUCCGUUUCCCCUUAAAAACAGAUGUGGGGACUCAGCUCAGGCAUCUUUUUACGCCUGCUACAUUAGGUUACCUUUGAGAGCAGUACACCAUUGGAAGACAAGACUGUCAGACAGUCAUUGUCAUGACAGAGACAGGGAUGGAAUGUUUACACUCAGUAACCCCAGCCACUCCCCGCACUAGUUUUGAUUUUUAAUUCUCAGAAUUGUUCUAUAUUUGAUUUCGUGUGUGAAACACUUUUUACAGGCACAUCUUUUUCCACUCCCCUUGCUCUCAGAGAAGCUCUCUGGCUCUAGUGCACGGCCCACUGUUUCUAGAGUCAUUACCACAGUAAGGAAUCGCACUUUGAGAUCCAAUUUCACUUGUUGACUUUCUCAAUUUUGGGGGUUGGAAGCUGCCAUCAGGACCACCACAUGAUCACUCCUUCCCAAGGAUCAGUUAGUGGGUUUCAUCCAGACCUAUCCAAUAUGGCUGCCGUUGACCUCUCUGUCAGGCCUCACCCCAGAGGCCAGUAUAUCCUAUCCACCCACCACACCCUGGUUGUCAUAGAACCUGUUUUGUAAACAAGACUUUUACCCUGUAGUCAGGAGCACCAGCGCACCAACCAAGAGACAACUUACCACACCACUUAACACCAGAGGUGAAGCGGGUGUUGAAGGUGGACUGAACAUCCUUUAUUUUCUGUAUUUUUUCUCCUCUCUGCUCAGUGACUCAUUGAGGCUUGCUACUUGUUGUUUUCACAAAGGGAGAGAGUGGGGGGGGGGGGCUCUGAUCAGUGUGCAUGUGUGAGAGAGAACCCAUCUUAUGUUUUCAGACCCCACUGACCCAAAUGGAAGCGAACCAGACUACUAGAGCUAUAGUAGUUUGUCGUCCUCAGUGACAACCCUAACGCAACAUGAAACAACAUACUGUUGUUGCUCUAGAGGAGAGAACCACAGAGAUUAACUACUGUCAUACCAGGAGCUGUCUGUCACUAAACAAACUCACAUCAUCAUGCACCAGAGUGCACCAAGACACUCCUUUAGCCCUCCUCCUCUUCCUCUUCGUCCUCUUUCUCCUCCUCUUCCUCCUCUCCGUUUUAGGAAAGUGUUUGUGAUUCUCCAAGCAUCCUUUGGUACCUUGUGGCAUGAUACAGAAGUGAAGUUGUGUAGGGCUUUGUUGAGCUUAUAUGCUGUAGAAAUAGAGAAAAGACACCUCUUGUUUGAUGGAUGGUUUUCUAUCUAGAUGUCAGCAGUGUCCAGUCGUAUCCACACUGAGGGUCAGUGUGUGGCCAGGCUUCAUUCCUUCCAAGCACUGUUUGGACUUCUCUCAGUCUUGAUGGAAGACUAUUAUUAGUUGAAUCAGGUGUGUUACUGCUUGGUUGAAACAGAAGCCUGGAGCCACACGACUCGACAGCCCUGAUCUAGGGGUUGGGUUGGAUUGGGUAGUUGUGAGGGGCUGGGUUGGGAGGUUUGAAGGCUACCUGGGGACUUGUUGGAUGGAAUGGGGAAUGGCGGGUGGGGUGGUAACUAACCAGGUCGUUGUUGACCUUAACUUUGCCUAUUGCUUAUGUUCAACUAUAAUACGUGUUUUAUAAAUGGCCCCGUCUCUAUUCUCAGUUCAGUGUGCAGGUGGACUCAUCUAGCCUGGGUGUCUGGCUGUUUCUGCUAUAGCCAACUCCUUUGUCGUUGUUCUUAGGUAAUAUUGGUCUAAAGCAGAAACGCACUGUCUGAUACACAUGCUCGAGGAGUACGCUGGCACCCAGGCUAGAUGAGUACACCUACAUACUCAGACUGGCUAGCAGAAAGUGUUUUUGGUUUUCAACCUUUGUGAUCACUAACUCAGGAGCACCACAUUGGGAGUGCUCCAGGAUUCUUCUCUCUUACUAUUGUGAUCAUUGAGAGGUUGGCCAAGGCUCAACCUACACAGGGUGUCCCAUUCCUGCCACAGCAAACAAUAUGUGCACAAUCCUAUCCCCAUGUGCCCAAUCCUAUAUACUAUCCUCAUCUGUGUGCUUAAUUCUAUAAUAUCCUAUAGGUCACAUUAUAUCUGAUUGUUUCAGAUAGAAAUGUAAUGAUUGAAAGUGGUCAUUGGUGUCUAUUCCACACAGUAGAGGAUCUUGUCCAUUAUGUACAUGACAGAUCUACCUAUGAUAUUCUAAACAUUGUGCAUCGUUUCAAUAAGGUACUAGUGAAGUGUAACUGAAAGGUCUAGGUCCUAGACUCAAGGAGCUGGUUGCAUAUUACUGGUAUAAUAAUGGGGACUCUUUGCUCAAAGCAGAUGUCAUAACAUGUCGUAAGACUGACAAGCCUGUUACAGAAGUGUACUGGCCACUUGUCCUGGGUCAGAUGAGAAGAGAUGUAUCAUCCGUAUUUUUUAAAGAAAACUCAUCUUUCAUAGGGGACAUCCUAGUCGUAAACAUUAGAAUUGAAUCAUAAUUGAAUUAAUCCAUUUGUUUUUCUUUUCACAGAAUGCAACAACUGUAUAAUGUAUAAAGUUGACAAUAACAGUUAACGUAUUAGGGUUCAGGAUUAACGUUAGAGAUGUACAGAUAACAUACCGGACCCCCCACCUCAUCCCCACAUUAUGAUGCUAUUGUUGAUAUGUCUGUAAUUUGUCUUUUGCCUCCAUUACACUGAGUCAAUGAGACAGGAGAAGGACAUUGCUUUGAAAUAAUAUUGCAUUGAAAAACA
Molecule: messenger RNA, 3917 nt
Organism: Coregonus clupeaformis (lake whitefish)
Lineage: Eukaryota; Metazoa; Chordata; Actinopteri; Salmoniformes; Salmonidae
Product: ubiquitin-conjugating enzyme E2 H
Exons: 6
Coding region: 224-793 (189 amino acids)
Biological process (GO): protein polyubiquitination; ubiquitin-dependent protein catabolic process
Cellular component (GO): nucleus
Molecular function (GO): ubiquitin conjugating enzyme activity
Source: RefSeq, a predicted model, not a curated record